AAAUUUCACGGAUACGAAAACUGCAGACUCUCUUAUUCUUCUUAUUCUCUGCCAUUUUUAGCUGCGAAUCUUAAAAGAAUCAAUUUUCUGAAACAAAAAGGAAAAAAAGGAAAAAUAACUGAAGGGUAAAAGAUCUUGUGGAGAUGGCUUCCAACGGAGCUACUAGCUCCGGAAGAGGUGAUAACGCUUCUAUUACGAAGAGGAAUUCCAAGAAACCUCAAUAUUCUAAGUUUUCACAGCAAGAAAUUCCUGCUUGCAAGCCUAUUCUAACACCAAGAUUGGUCAUAAUGACAUUCAUAAUUAUUGGGGUUGUUUUCAUCCCAAUUGGUCUUGUUUCGUUGUUUGCAUCGGAGCAUGUUGUGGAGAUUGUGGACCGCUAUGACAAAGACUGCAUUCCAGAGAAGUAUAGCAAUGAUAUGGUUGCAUUUAUACGAAGCAUAAAAACUAACAAGACCUGUUUGAGGACUUUGACUGUCCCAAAGCUCAUGAAAAGUCCGGUUUAUGUUUAUUACCAGCUUGAUAACUUCUACCAGAACCAUCGCAGAUAUGUUAAAAGCAGAAGUGACAAACAGCUUAGGAGCAAAGCAUUUGCAAGUGAAACGAGUACUUGUUCCCCUGAAGCUACCACAGCUAAUGGGUCUGCAAUUGUUCCUUGUGGCCUUGUUGCUUGGAGCUUGUUCAAUGACACAUAUGGAUUUUCUGUAAAAAACAAGGCCUUAGAAGUCAACAAGAAAAAUAUAGCAUGGAAAAGUGACCAGGACUAUAAGUUUGGCUCUGAUGUCUUCCCUAAAAAUUUCCAGAGCGGUGGCUUAAUUGGCGGUGCCAAACUUAAUUCAAGUAAACCUUUGAGUGAACAAGAGGAUCUUAUUGUUUGGAUGAGAACUGCGGCACUGCCAACUUUCAGAAAGCUGUAUGGUAAGCUAGAGGUUGACCUUGAAGCCCAUGAAAAGAUAACAGUGCUAAUACAGAACAACUAUAAUACCUAUGGCUUUGAGGGCAAAAAGAAACUGGUUCUUUCAACUACCAGUUGGAUAGGAGGGAAAAACGGUUUCCUGGGCAUAGCAUAUCUUACAGUUGGUGGUGUUUGCUUGUUCUUGGCAAUAAACUUUGCACUAGUGUAUGUGUUCCAGCCAAGGCCGCUGGGGGAUCCAUCCUUCUUAUCUUGGAACAGAAAUCCAGCGGGAUAUUUUAAUUAAGGCCGGGUUCUUGCUUCCAGCUUCCAUUUCCUGGGCAGCACAAUGCUUGCAGGGCCACGAUAGUCUUCCUUGGACAAGGAUCUUUCUCCAUAAAACAGUCUGAUCAGGGUGAUAUGAGCGAUCAUUUGUCCAGGACAGAAACCUGAAUGUAUAUAAUAGAAGUUCUAUUUGUGAAAUAGAAAUCCUUGAGCUUCAGUUGUAUCUAGUUUCUCUUACCAGGCUGAGUUGUUGAGUAUCAUGUUCCGUGUAAUUGUUCCUAAUUUAUGUUUUUCUUAAUGUUAGAGCAAAGUAAUGUCAUAUACUUUUAAGA
Molecule: messenger RNA, 1506 nt
Organism: Macadamia integrifolia
Lineage: Eukaryota; Viridiplantae; Streptophyta; Magnoliopsida; Proteales; Proteaceae
Product: ALA-interacting subunit 5-like
Exons: 9
Coding region: 144-1196 (350 amino acids)
Cellular component (GO): endoplasmic reticulum; Golgi apparatus; plasma membrane
Source: RefSeq, a predicted model, not a curated record